Penicillium manginii is the source of this 1680-nucleotide messenger RNA. RefSeq lists its product as uncharacterized. The transcript has 3 exons. The annotation marks the transcript as partial. The record is from RefSeq and is a predicted model, not a curated record. NCBI's taxonomy places the organism in Eukaryota, Fungi, Ascomycota, Eurotiomycetes, Eurotiales, Aspergillaceae.
AUGAAAGGGCAAGAUGAAACAUCGCUUGCCCAUGAGCGUAAUGAAAACUAUCUUGGAGCCGCGAAGGUGAUGCUCUCCGACAUUCAAUUUGACCCGCCUCUUCCUCGAAAUAUCAGCCAGAAAAAGCUAGACCGCUUAAAGAGCAUCUUCUACGACAAGGACUGUGAUAGGCUAAAUAUAAAUAACCGAAUACCAGGAGUCAUAUCUUCCGAGGUAUUCCGCGUUGCCAUUCAAAGUCAUGGCCUGACGGGCAAUGAUCUCAAACACACAUCGUCGGACAACCUACCGACCCUCCGAUUUGCUACCGAGCAACUGAAGGCACUCCAUGGGCGGCAUAGAAUCCAGGUAGCAUCUGAGUUCCUUUUCCCAGGGGACAAAUGGUGGGUGGUGGACUUGUACUCUGACCGUAUGUACCUUGACGAGACGAUGGGGAUGCUACGGAACUCUCUAGUAGACGAAUACUCUUACGAAUCUGCACCCACAGAUGGGGAAAUUUAUCGCAAAGUUAGGCAGUAUGAGAUUGAGGGUGAUCCUCAAUUCAGACAGCGAUGGUUUUCGCGACUCUCGAGAACAAAUCAAGCUCGAUUAGAUCAGCUUGAUAGCAGAAAAAACAGAUACCUUCGAGCUGCCUUCGAUGACCUACUCCCUGUCACGGGGCUGUGGAGGAGUGGGAUGAGAAUCAGUCUGAUUUCCCGUCUCAUCGCGGCCGAAUGCAAAGAGCAGGAGAUUACGAAGUAUCUACAUACAGUAAAAAUGUUCUGGUUUGAGUGCAUCUCGCAAGACCCAAUAGAGUUAGAAAAAGUGGGCUCAGAAGAUGUCGAGGCGCUUCAGCUAAGGCGUCCUUAUCUGGAUAGCUCGGAGAGCAGUAAUAUCCGCACCAUGAUACUAGAUGGCCGUGUAUUCUCUUCCUUUACACAAAGUGAGAGGGAGACUAUUGCGGAACGAAUCAUCAAUAUGGAUGUUUUCAUUCCUUCACUGUACAGCUUUUUCGAGGAUUUUAAAUUGCUUGAAUGUUGGUCGAAUUGCAUAAAGCGACUUUGCCCUCGUAUUCAAGAUUCCAUCCAAUCGACAUUAAGAUUUAUGUUCGAUGCUUCUUACCUCCAGGAGCUGUCUUCUAAGAAUGGGCGCAAUCCAUUCCCAAUUGAACUUGGGCAUAAUAACAUUGCAUAUGCUAAUUUAAAGGCCAAUGACACUUUUGAAAUUGGAUAUCGUGAACUGUGGCUCUAUAGCGUUCGAAACUAUCAUAGAAUGCCCCCGGAGCUAAUCAAGAGAAGCAGGUUGCUCGCAACUCCUAAUCGAGGGGAGGCGGACUACCAUACCGUGUAUAAUAUGGCUAAACUGGCGGAAAAGCUUGGCUUCCAGUCAAAGCAAACUCAAGAAAUCUUGAAUGACCCACCAGAUCGAAAGAUUGCCUAUAAUAUGCUUCUCAAGGCCAGAGAUCCUUCGACAUUCAGAUACAGCCCUGCGAAAAUGGACAAAGUCAUUGACGUGAUAGUCAAAUGUUUCGAUAUGGCAGAGGAAAUUGCUCCAACCUCAUCUGACGCUCAAAUUCCUGGUCCUGUUCACCGGUGUGGGAUUCAACAAAUUGAUGCUCAUAUUGGCAGCACAAAUAUGCUUUAUCUCACUAAGUUAUUUGACCCUACUAUUAAGAUAACAAAAGGAGCCUUAGGAACCGAACAG